UUAAUGAUUUAAAUACACACUGUGGUGUUGGCAAGGGGGUAACCUACAUAUGUAUACAUAUAUGAAUAGUACAUAAAUGUGCAUAAAACUGCAUUUCAAAAUAAUAAACUUACAAGACCCAAAUACAUCAAAUAAUUCUUUAACGGUUUCAAAACUAAGGCAUGUUUUUAUAAUUUAAAUUUGGAGCAUAAAAGAUUGUCGUCAUGAAUUGAUUUUUUUUUAAAUUGAGUGUUCCAUCUUUCGAGUGUGAACGUACAGAUGCAAAGGAGUGAAAUAUUUUUUCGUCACCUAAAUUUAUUAGACCCAGGAAUAGAAAGUGAAAACAAAGCACAAAUAUAUGCAAAGCACUUUAACAACAAUCCACCCAACUAAAUACAACCCAGACUGCAGCCAACAUGCAUUUACAGGAUUACCUCAGAAAUGAAGAAAAUGCGUCUGCGCCAGACGACAGUAAUCAUAAUCAUGCAUGUCGGCCUUCCUCCAAUCAUGAGCAGUUUAUAAGUCUUAACCGUGAUUGUCAAAAGAAUCUGUUGAGGCUUCAUCCACCGCCGCCUUCAAAACCACCUCCUCUCGCGGGUGCUAUCCUGCAAUCUCGCCUUCUGCAACAUAUAAACUUGGGCGCGAAUUCAGCAGAAACAGAUGCAUUAGAGGAGCACUGUAGAGGAGCCAAUGUCCUUCAACGGUCGGCCACUUUGCCAGCGAAACAUAACCGCUUAGGGGUUCGCAGCCGCGUGACUUUUAAAGUCCCAUCGUCAACAACUCCUGCUCCUACUCCAGAUCCAAUCCAAAUUCAGGUUGCUAGAACUGUGGUAGGUCCUAAGGAAAAGGAAUCUAGCAAAAUGACUUCAGAAGAUUUGUUGCAGCCGGGCCAUGUUGUAAAAGAGCGUUGGAAGGUGGUGCGUAAAAUCGGCGGUGGCGGUUUUGGAGAAAUUUACGAGGGACAAGACCUUAUUACACGUGAACAGGUCGCCCUCAAAGUAGAAUCUGCCCGCCAGCCCAAGCAGGUGCUUAAAAUGGAAGUGGCCGUUCUAAAGAAAUUGCAGGGGAAGGAGCACGUAUGUCGAUUUAUUGGAUGCGGCCGAAAUGAUCGAUUUAACUAUGUCGUGAUGCAGCUUCAAGGAAAGAAUUUAGCCGAGCUCCGUCGUGCUCAGCCGCGUGGCGCAUUUUCGCUCAGUACAACACUUAGGUUAGGGUUACAAAUUCUCAAGGCCAUUGAAUCUAUACAUUCUGUGGGCUUUCUUCAUCGUGAUAUUAAACCGAGCAACUUUUCUGUGGGUCGUUUGCCUUAUAAUUGUCGACGUGUCUAUAUGCUAGACUUUGGAUUGGCGCGUCAGUAUACCACUGGUACUGGUGAAGUGCGGUGUCCAAGAGCUGCAGCUGGUUUUCGCGGCACUGUUCGCUAUGCUUCUAUUAAUGCACAUCGCAAUAGGGAAAUGGGACGUCACGACGAUCUGUGGUCACUUUUCUAUAUGCUUGUCGAAUUUGUAAAUGGUCAAUUACCGUGGCGAAAAAUAAAAGACAAGGAACAAGUUGGAUUGACAAAGGAGAAAUAUGACCACAGAGUGCUGUUAAAGCAUUUGCCGUCAGAUUUAAAGCAAUUUCUAGAACAUAUUCAAUCUCUUACCUAUGCAGACCGACCGGACUACGCGAUGCUUAUCGGUUUAUUCGAGCGGUGUAUGAAACGACGCGGCGUCAAGGAGUCUGAUCCAUAUGACUGGGAAAAAGUGGAUUCCUCGACGAUUGGCAACUUAAGUACAACAACAGGAAACCCAUCAGUUCCUGUUAAAAACGAUUACAUGCACGGGAACAUAACACAAAUGACUGUGGCAGCAUCUAACGCAAGUGGCACGGAAUACGUGCGAAAGCGAGCUGAUAUCGAAACCGCUCAUAUUACAGCGACCGAACCAUUAAAUAUGAAGGAAAAAGUUGAUAAAAACUGCAAUGCAACCUCACUAGCGCCGAAAACAAAGGGAUCUGGCGAAGUCAACGUACAACACGGUAAUACAACAAAUAAUCAAAACAUUACACCAAAAGCGAUGCUGCAACAGCAUUCUACGCUACCCACAAACUCCCAAGUGGUAUUACCUAAUAUUCAAAGUGCGCCAAUUAAUUUACCAAUGGUUGGUAUAGGAAGCAACGAUGUUCAGGUAAUGGUUCCACAAUCAGCAAUUCACCCAAAGAACACCCAGGCGCAAAACGGGGCUGGAUCCUUUUCAACAACAAAUCAAAACAACUCUGCCCCGGUGUAUGGAAAUUCUUUUCCACAGUUGGAAGAUAAAGCACCUAUCAAGUUUUUGCCAACGAAAUCAAAUGCAGAGUGCGAAAGUAUAGUUGACGUCGUUGCCAAGAGUAUAUUUGAGCCGAAAACCAUAGAUUUAAUGAAAAAACUCACUUCGCCAGAGUUAGCCAAUAAGCUAAUACAAAAGUCAGGAGAAGUGACAAACGAGGAGGGCUCUGAAGUCAAGAGGGCAUUGGAAGAACAAAAAUCUACGUUUGGACGUCUUCGUGUGCUCACAGCGCCCCCAAUGAGUGUACAUGAUCUAACUGCGGGUGGCGGCCAUAGCCAACAGGGGUCUGAUUUAUUAAUAAAACAAGAAGCAAAUGCUCAGUUUUCGACUAGCACCAAUGCUGGCCCCGUGGCCGGGAACAGCUCGUCCUCAAAAUUUGCCAUCAACCACCAUGGUCAAAUUUUUGGAAUGGCUGGCAUGCCGCCAGUAAAUCGACGAUCGGCAACAUCAACCAACUUACGGCCAUCUUCCUCUGGAGCAAACAGCAGUUCAAUUCAAAGGAUAAAUAGCGGAUCGACCGGUGGUGGAGGUGUUGGCACUGGAAGCAACACCGCCAGAAGCAGUGUUGCUGGUGAUCAUUCUGUCACCCAAUUUGCUUUAAUCGACGACGAAAACGUGUCAGCAUUACAACAGGUAACCAAAGGCGGAGCCCUCACGCUGGCAUCCCAAUGGAAGAGUCAGUUUGAUGACUCAGAGGACACUACGGAUAACGAAUGGAACAGAGAACCACAGUCGCAACCCAAUUUGGAGAAAUUGAUUAAAGUGCCCUUUAAUGAAGCCAAACAAUUUUCAAAACAUGUCGACGCUGAUACAGGCAAAACAUCUAAUAUCCUAAUUAAAGGAAAAGACAUCCCGAAGAGGUACACACUGAACAUAACUGGAAUUGAAAACUAUGAAGCUUUGAGAAUCUCCAUACCACACUGCUGGUCUGAGCCCGCAAUGGGUAAUGUAUUACGAAAAGACUUGGAACCACCGGCUGUGCAACAAGCCGCAUUUGAUGACACAGUUUAUCGCAUGGAUAUAGCGAGAAAUGUUUGCGUGAGGGAAGCUCAUUCGGAAAUCACUCCUUUGGCUAAAGUUGUGCCUACCACUUCCUUGGUUUCCAGGAAUGUCUUACCUUUCCAUUUUAAAGAGGACACUGCAUUUCAGCUAAAUACAUCAAAUGAUGACCGAACCAAAUCAAAACAUCGAAGCAGCCUUCCUAAUGUUUCAAUUACUGAUAUUUUUGACGACCAGCCGAUGCAAUCAAAUUCUGACGCUAUGCUUAUAGAAGACUCCACUAAACCCUGGCAGGUACAGACAACAUCUUGUCAAAGAAGUAAUUUACCUUUGAGCGCAGAAAUCCAGGAAAACAAUGGUUGUAUUAGUGGUCGUUUGGAAAUUCGGGUUAUUCCAAAAGAAACUUCUCAUCUGGAUGACUCUGUUUACUAUGAUGCAUUGGCAGCUGUUAAAAAUACUUCAACCACAAAUCAGGCCCACGACCUUUUUGAUAAAGCCCAUAUUUACUGUGAUGAAUUAAAAAAAAAAGCUGAACUGAUAGCUUCCCCAACAAAUACAGCUAAUAAUUUGACGACACCAAUCCACAAACACACUACCGAAAAGCCAAUCGAAGCUAAUUGCUGUAGCGUACAUUCUGCCGAUGUCAAUAAACUAAAGUUAAACGGAAAUAGUGAAACUUCUAACGCAAUGAAUGAUCAAGAAAAUGUCAAUGCAGGUGACUCUAUAACUCCAUUGGCCAGAGACUGUACUGACGGUUACAGGGAAACUGAUUCAGGAUGCGAUCUUCCACUACUGAAUCCUAGCAAAAUACCAGUACGCCAAUCAAAAUGUGCAUCGUGGGCGGGGGCUGAUACUACAAUAAGUGUUUCUAAAACAUUUGAGUCCAUAAAAGCACCACAGGAAAUCCCUCACAAUCCACAAAAUGACACGCCAAAUUCCGUAAAGGAUAUUACACCAGUUCGUAAAAAUACAUACUCCAUUGCUUUAGAAUAUCCUCCUAAUAUAACGGAUCUUACACCAGGUUUACGUCGACGGAGGGAAUCUACCGACGGAAAGUAUGUCACAGACCCAACUCAACUGCAAUUAAAAUUCCAAAGGCCCCGAUCACGAACUUCUAGCAGGACCCGUGGCAUUUCCAAUUCAAUGUUAGGAAAUUUUGAUGAUAACGGUACACUUAUGACUAGACGUAUUGGAGCCCAACUUGUUCAAAACGAUGAAUCAAAUAAUGUACCAACGAGUGAAUAUUCUGCUGAGCUACAACCUAAAUGCAACAUUUCGCCACCACCGGGGGAUCCCAAAAUGGAAAAUAGUGCGCGGCUUCGUCGUUAUAGACAUAAUUUAGAAUAAUCAAUUAACUUCAGGUUUACAGUGAAUCUAUCAAACUCUCUCAACGUAUACUUUUUUUAAUAUAGCUGUUUGGCAAACAAAAGAAGUGCCAUUAACAUCUUAAAAUUGUUUAAUGUAAACCUAUUUUGCCACUGCAACAAUUUACAUUUUGUUUUAGAGAUGGAAUUUAACCAGUAGUAAAUUAACCACCAUUGGGGAGGCAAAUUCAAAAUUUUGAAUUUUAUAAUUGUAACUGUUUGUUAUCCAAGAUAUGCUCGUUGGAAAUAUAUAUUAUUUAUAUAAUAUAUUAGCAUGGUUUUAUUUUUAUGAUACAAAUAAAACCGACCAAUUAAAAAACGUAAUGUACGGACAAAAGAAAAAACAAUUAUUUUUGGGAAAAUUAUCCAAUGUUAUAUUCUAAACUUGAACUUCCAUUCAGUCGACUGAGAAAAUCUUUGGCCUUAAUAGACUGAAUAGAAGUUUGGUAACUUAAGUUUCGUUUUCUAGCCCUAAUGGAUGAAUAAAAGUAGGUUUUAAAUUGCGACAUUUUUUAGGGGUUUUCAGCUUUAUAUCAUAUUUUGCUUUCAUGAAAAUAAGAAAUAAUUUUUUGGCUUUAUUUUAUAAAUACUUAUGAGCUCUAAAAAAUUAUGUUUUCUUACGUCCAACAAAAAAUCAUAUUUUUCACCCGAUAAUGAUGAUUUAGCCUUACUUAAGCACAGUUUGUCACCACACUUUUGAAAUGUUAGAAAAUGACUUUUUUAAUUAGUUUAAAAUUAUUAAAAGUCUUAAAAUUGUCCGAAAUAAAACACGAAAAAAAAUAUAAAACAUAUAAUUAUUUGUUAAGGAUUUUAUUUUAGAGAAUGUUAGUUUUGGUCUUAAAUAAGAGCUGAUCCGAUUUUAUUCAAAGCAAAUAAUUAUAAUAAAUAAUUUUAAUUAUUUAAAAAUAAAUUUUAAUAGGCCUAAUCAACGCAUUUAUCAGACCUUUAGUUUUUUUCUGAACUGAAAACUGGAACAGGGACGUUAAAUCAAACGAACGAAUAAAAAAAGUAAUUUCCUCACAUUUAAAAUAACGCGAGUACCAGAGCUAAUGUAACAAAAGUGACAAGCUAUGCUUAUAAAAACUUACGUUAUAAUAAUACUUCCGAUGGCUAAUAUGUUGGUUUAACUAUAUUUAUUAUUUUUAUUGUCAGAUAAGAAUAUAAGACUAUAAUGUUCAUAAAACUACAUGCUAAUAUAUAAUUUUUUUAAUAUAGUUUUUAAUAAAUUGAAAUAAGCAAUUUUUAUUGGAUCCAGUUACAAUUCUAGUGGUACCCAAUUAGACAAAUUGGUCAAGAACUGACAAUUUUACGACAUAAACAAAUUCGUUAUUUCGUUUUUUCUGGAUUUCUUGAAAUUAACCCAAAUUACCAUAUUUAAUGAUGUCUACUAGGUAGAUUUUUUUUAUAUCAACUAAUUAACCAUACGGAAAUAGCGACAUGGACAUUUGUGUAUAUAGGAAUCUAUAGGAAAUAAUAUACAACUGUGUUUUCAAUCUUUGUCAUAAUGAUUUGUACGGUGAAAAUUAGAUUUCAAAAGUGAGAUAAAGAAAAUUUAAUUUUUAAAAUUAAAGUUUAUUUAAAAAAUUUUAAUUCAUUUUCAUGAACGUUUAUUUUAUUUGUCAAACGGCUGUAUUAUCAAUAACGUUGAAUACAUAAUUAAUAUUUUAUUUUGAAAUUAGUUCGAGCAGGUGCCAUUUAUUAUGAUUUAACAUCCUUAUGUAGUCUAAAACAGAACCAUAAUUUAAACCGUCGGAUUUAUGAUCAGUCCGAUGAAAGAAUAAUGCAUUCAUGAAAACACAAAAGGUCGUUAACUAUAAUUGGAACUAAUAUCUACCGGUUUAGACUAUCGUAACACAAGUAUUGGAGGCCUCAACAGAUUUCUCUUCUAGCUAAAUAUCAUAUGUAAUAUUAUAAUUUAUAAAUCAUAGAGUAUAGAAUACAUUGUUGUAAUCAAGUUGCAGAUAAUCUAGAUGUUGCAAAUUUGUAGUUAUUUAAAUUAACGUCAAUAAUAGAAUGCUCCAAAAUUUGAAUUUUGUUAUUUAGUUAUACAUUAAUUGAAAAUGAUCCAGUUGUAAUUUUAAUUUCAGGGAUGUGUGAAAUUCUCGUUUGUCAUUAACCUUACGAAGUGCUUUCUAUGAAACUAAGUUUUUAAUAUUGUUUAAGUACACAAAAUAUGUUAUAAUACCGUUAUUGAUUUAUUGUAUAUAUUACGCUACUAUCGCAAAUGUAAUUGAUAAAAUUAACCUCAAUAAAGUGUAAUAUUAAUUCUGAUAAUUCUA
This is a messenger RNA of Drosophila rhopaloa, 6930 nucleotides long. It is a transcript of the gene Asator, whose product is annotated as tau-tubulin kinase homolog Asator. Gene Ontology annotation, biological process: peptidyl-serine phosphorylation; signal transduction. Gene Ontology annotation, cellular component: nucleus; cytoplasm. The transcript is spliced from 15 exons. Gene Ontology annotation, molecular function: protein serine/threonine kinase activity; ATP binding. Bases 396 to 4634 code for a protein of 1412 amino acids. The record is from RefSeq and is a predicted model, not a curated record. Lineage: Eukaryota; Metazoa; Arthropoda; Insecta; Diptera; Drosophilidae.